Mastomys coucha (southern multimammate mouse) is the source of this 2716-nucleotide messenger RNA. RefSeq names its product zinc finger protein 709. The record is from RefSeq and is a predicted model, not a curated record. The transcript has 4 exons. The coding region runs from base 117 to 2036 and encodes 639 amino acids. Gene Ontology annotation, biological process: regulation of DNA-templated transcription. NCBI's taxonomy places the organism in Eukaryota, Metazoa, Chordata, Mammalia, Rodentia, Muridae.
UAGGCGUGGGAGCGCCAGGGGCGGAGCGCGAGGAGAACGCUGUUCUCCUGACUCCAUUGAGUCAGGAGAGAAGGGGUCUCAGCCGCGGAGGCGGGAGCCUAGGAGAACGCCGGGAAAUGGACUCAGUGGCUUUUGAGGAUGUAGCUGUGAACUUCACCCAUGAGGAGUGGGCUCUGCUGGACGAUUCUCAGAAGGAACUGUACCGAGACGUGAUGCAGGAAACCUUCACUAACUUGGCUUCUGUUGGGGAAAAUUGGGAAGACCAGAGCACUAGGGAUCAGUGCGAAACGCAAGGAAGAAACAUAAGUGCUCAUGUAGAACAGAGACCCUGUCAAUGGGAAAGUCCAUGCAGGGGAACCUUCACCCAGGCUCCAGUUCUUAAACAGAAGAAUAUUCUCCCUGGAGGAAAACCCUGUGAAUGCGGCAUAUGUGGAAAAGUUUACUCCUGUCGUUCCUCUCUGAAGAGGCACAUGCAGUGUCAUAGUGAGCAUACACUGUGGGAAAGUCACGGAUUUGGAGGGAAGUUAUACCAGUGUAAAGAAUGUGGGAAAACAUUCACCUUUCAAAGUUCCUUUCGAAUACAUGAGAGGACCCACACUGGAGAGAAGCCCUAUAAAUGUAAGCAGUGUGGGAAGGCCUUCAGCUGGCCCAGUUCCUUUCAGAUCCACAAGAGGACGCACACUGGAGAGAAGCCCUACACAUGUAAGGAAUGUGGCAAAGCCUUCAUUUAUCACACCACCUAUCAAGGGCACAUGAGGAUGCACACAGGAGAGAAACCCUAUAAAUGUGGGGAGUGUGGGAAGGCUUUCAGCCACCCCAGCUCCUUUCGAAACCAUGAACGAGCUCACUCUGGAGAGAAACCCUAUGAGUGUAAGCAGUGUGGGAAAGCCUUCAGAUACUACCAAACCUUUCAGAUCCAUGAACGGACUCACACUGGAGAAAAGCCUUAUCAGUGUAAACUGUGUGGCAAAGCUCUCAGUUGCCCCACGUCUUUUCGAAGUCAUGAGAGGAUUCACACAGGAGAAAAACCAUAUAAAUGUAGGAAAUGUGGCAAAGCCUUUAGUUUCCCCAGUUCCUUUCGCAAACAUGAAAGAAUUCACACUGGAGAGAAGCCUUAUGAUUGUAAGGAAUGUGGGAAAGCCUUUAUUUCUCUCCCAAGCUUUCGAAGGCAUAUGAUAAUGCACACUGGAAAUGGGCCUUACAAAUGUAAAGAGUGUGGGAAAGCCUUCGAUUGUCCCAGCUCAUUUCAAAUUCAUGAGCGAAGGCAUACUGGAGAGAAGCCCUAUGAGUGUAAGCAGUGUGGGAAGGCCUUCAGCUGCUCCAGCUCCUAUCGCAUGCAUGAGAGGACUCACACUGGAGAGAAGCCCCAUGAAUGUAAGCAGUGUGGGAAGGCCUUCAGCUGCUCCAGUUCUGUUCGAAUUCAUGAGAGGACCCACACAGGAGAGAAACCCUAUGAGUGUAAGCAGUGUGGGAAGGCUUUUAGUUGCUCUAGUUCCUUUCGAAUGCAUGAACGGAUUCACACUGGAGAGAAGCCCUAUGAAUGUAAGCAGUGUGGGAAGGCCUUUAGCUUCUCCAGUUCCUUUCGCAUGCAUGAGAGGACUCACACAGGAGAGAAGCCUUAUGAAUGUAAGCAGUGUGGGAAGGCCUUCAGCUGCUCCAGUUCUUUUAGAAUGCAUGAGAGGACUCACACGGGAGAGAAGCCCUAUGAGUGUAAGCAGUGUGGGAAAGCCUUCAGCUGCUCCAGUUCUAUCCGGAUACACGAAAGGACACACACUGGAGAGAAACCGUAUGAAUGUAAGCAGUGUGGGAAAGCCUUCAGCUGCUCCAGUUCUUUCCGAGUACAUGAGAGGACUCACACGGGAGAGAAACCCUAUGAGUGUCAACAGUGCCACAAGGCCUUCAGUUGCUCCCGUUCUUUUCAGAUCCAUGAAAGGACUCACACUGGAGAGAAGCCCUAUGAAUGUCAGCAGUGUGGGAAAGCCUUCAGAUGUUCUCGCUCCUUUAGAAUACAUGAAAGAACUCAUAAUGGACAGUGAUCCUUUAAAUGCAAAUCAUGUGGUAAGACCUUCCACUGUCCCAUUGCUCUUUGAAGAUAUUCUCUUGCUUAGAGAAACACUGUGAACAAAAUAAAACUGGAAAACCUUUCAUUUCUUUAGUUGUGAAUCCCAGGAAAAAACCCUGUGACUGUAUGUGAUGGGGAAGCCUUUAAUGGAUAUGCAACUUAAUGAGGCCCACAUAGAUACACAGGGGAAAAUAAGCCCUGUACAUUAGGUAAUGUGUAAAAGCCCUUAGUUGCUGGAAAUCACCAACUUGUAUUACAGAGUAGCAAGCAUUGUGGGAAACCAUCAGGAGUCUGAGCCCUCAAAACGUGAAGAGGUUCACCGCAUAAGAUCCUUAACAAGUGAAAAAAAAUGAUUAAUUUCCCAUCUUAUUGAAUGUUUACAUGAUACUUAUUUGAGAAAUUGUGAAUUCAUGAAGAUAGCCGUUGGAAAGGAAUCCUAUAAGUGUGGACAGUAUUGGGAAGUUCCAUGUAAGUUUGUAUAUGUAUAUUUUUGAGAAGUCAUAAAAUGAAAGAAAUAGAAUUUUCUUUUAUCAGAUGCUCAUUCUUAAGACUGUGACUCUGGGCUAUAGAUUUCUGUUACUUUUGUUUAUAUGGACGUCAAGGUUAGAUUAUUCUGAAAGUCAUCAUUAAACAAUGGUACAUAAAUUUAAUAAG